AAUGAGUUUACUAACACAACCAAUCACAAUAACAAGUGAAAAAGUUUUGAAAACAUAAGGUGAUAGCUCUGAGAAUGUGUUACCAGAUUCUGAUUAAGAGGAUAAUUUGUAGAGUCCCUUUUAAAAAGAAACACCAUCCUCUUCAUCAAAGCCUCUCAAACAUAUCAGUUUCAGUGGAACCAAUUAAAUAUUUUAUUUUCCAAAAAGUGGUAAAAAAGAUUUCUCACCUUCACCAACAAGAAAAAGCUCUUCAUCAAUUUAAUCAAUACUGAAAAAUAAGGAUAAAGUAAUUUUCUUUACAGAUGAUAAAUGA
This is a messenger RNA of Paramecium pentaurelia, 313 nucleotides long. NCBI's taxonomy places the organism in Eukaryota, Ciliophora, Oligohymenophorea, Peniculida, Parameciidae. The record is from the annotation of a GenBank genome assembly.